UUUACUCGGAAGUGAUAAAGUUGCAAGCAUUAUAUUGUAUUGCCGGUGAAAUUCACAUGACUUUUGGUCUGUAAAAUUGUCCUGUAUUGCAUUGCAAUUGUAUUGCAUGUUCUAUAUAGACUUAAUGUCAUUACUUUUGUCUGAUACUAACAUUUGAAUUCUAUUAUGUCGGGAAGAAGUGUUAAUAUAGCUAGGCUCUGCAAUAGUCGGUUGUUGUCAUGGUUGAAGGGUCCAGCUGCCUGUGUGGGACUCGUGGGUAGCACCGCCAACAGCAGUAUGCAUGGGCCUAGCGUUUCAAACUAUACGCAAAUACAACACAAGCAGAGUUAUAUUACAGCAUGGAGUAACUCAAGGAUGCCAUAUCGAAGUGUUCGUUCAUACCAAGGCCCCCUUAAAGCAGUUGUAUUUGACUGGGGAGGAACAGUAGUAGAUAGUGGUGUGAUGGGUCCAGCUAUAACAUUUGUCAGGAUUUUUAAGGAAGAAGGAAUAGAUAUUACAGAUGAUGAAGCGAGAGGGCCUAUGGGUUCACACAAAAGGGUACAUAUACAGAGGGUGUUGCAGAAUGAUGGGGUACGCGAUCGAUGGUUGGCGCAGCAUGGUAGGGAGCCAACGGAUGAUGACAUUGAUCGCAUCUAUCACCGCUUCAUUCCAGUGCAGCUGGAAGUACUUAAGGACUACUGUCAAAUGAUUACAGGUGCUGUUGAAGCUGUGCAAAUUCUGAGGACUAAGUACGACCUUAAGAUCGGAUCCUCCACUGGGUGGAGUUCUGAAAUUGUGAAUGAGAUUAAACCAAUAGCUGCUGCAGCAGGCUAUGUACCGGACUGUUACAUAGCGGCAGAUGAGGUACCCCAAGCAAGACCCCUUCCUUACAUGGUCUGGUUGAAUGCUAUCCGUAUGGAUGUUCAUCCUCUAGAAGCUGUAGUAAAGGUUGAUGACACAUUUGACGGCAUUAGGGAAGGGACCAGUGCUGGAUGCUGGACUGUAGGCGUUGCUAAAUAUGGAAAUUACGUUGCUGCCACUGAAGAUCAGAUAGGGAAAAUGAAACCACAGGAAUAUGAACGCAAACUCCAACGUGCUUAUGAAGUGCUCUCCGAUGCCGGCUCGCAUUACGUAGUUGAUAGUGUUGCAGACUUACCCAAUGUUGUUGAAGAUAUAAAUCGUAGGUUAGCAAGGGGAGAACGGCCAUAAGUUAAAGCAACACUUUCCAAACUUAGGGUUGGAGCCAAAUUUUGGGAUGCCAAUAUUUUCCAGUGGGUCAUGAAAAAAAUGAAGAGAAAAAUCACAGUAAUAUUCAACUCUGAGAGUGCCAGUCUGGCUAUCUAAGUGUUCCAUACCUAUAAAAUAUCAAAACCUGAGGCCCAAUUAUGGUGUGACUGAGGUAUGUACUCAGCAUCUGAAAGUCCCUCACUGGGCUCCCCAUAAUUUCAAUUCCUCAAUCCACCACUAAUAAUGAAUGCUAUAAAAAUGCAAAUACACGGUCCUUUAAUAAAGAGUAAAAAUACUGGACAAGCAAUUUGUUUGAGCAUAGGUUCAUCCCCCCCCCCUCACCUUCUUAGAUUUUUGCAUGCACCACCACAGCAAAAAAAAAAAAAAUUCGAUAAACCACUUUUAG
This is a messenger RNA of Anneissia japonica, 1612 nucleotides long. RefSeq names its product phosphonoacetaldehyde hydrolase-like. The transcript has 6 exons. Gene Ontology annotation, biological process: DNA repair; dephosphorylation; organic phosphonate catabolic process. NCBI's taxonomy places the organism in Eukaryota, Metazoa, Echinodermata, Crinoidea, Comatulida, Comatulidae. The coding region runs from base 166 to 1188 and encodes 340 amino acids. Gene Ontology annotation, molecular function: phosphonoacetaldehyde hydrolase activity; phosphoglycolate phosphatase activity. The record is from RefSeq and is a predicted model, not a curated record. Gene Ontology annotation, cellular component: cytosol.